Messenger RNA from Notechis scutatus (mainland tiger snake), 740 nucleotides. Lineage: Eukaryota; Metazoa; Chordata; Lepidosauria; Squamata; Elapidae. The record is from RefSeq and is a predicted model, not a curated record.
GUCUCAAUUGUAAUUUCGCGAAUGGGGGGAGCAUAAGCAAGCCGGACCAUUUCCGGCCGAGGCGGGUAACCCAAGCGAAGGCUACCCCGACUUCCCUUCGCUCCGCCGGGUGUCGCGGCGAACCGCGAUUGCUUCAGGAUAUGGGCACCAAACGCAAAAACUCGGCUUCGGCCGGGGGGCAGGACCCGCCCCCGGCUAAGCGGGUUCGCAGCACCGGUACCGCGGAAUUCACCGGCGCCCGGUUCAAAUUCCUCCUCCGCGACUCCAGCACUGCGAUGAAAGGUUUGGAAACCUUCAUAGCCAAAGCUAAAUUACUACCGUCAAAUGAGCAAUAUGAUGUAGUGGAAGAAUACAUAAAAGUUUCUAUUGAAUGUGUAGAAAUGUUUAAACUUCUGGAUGGUGAAAGGCGUCCUGACAGCGAGAUGCUGCUAAUUUUUCAAGCUCUAGAAAAUAUUUUGCUGCGAACAGCAAGUGAUCUGUCCCAUUUUCAUGUCGUGGGGAUGAAUAUAGUAAAGAAGUUGAUUAAUAGUUACAUGAAAUUAAUUUAUGCUGCCUUGUAUUCUGAAACUCAUAGACUGUCUCGUCUGUGUCUAACUUUAUUAUCAGCAAUGGUGUCACAGGGACCAGAUGCUGCCAGAGAUGUCUAUAGCCACUUUGAUUUCAAUAAUAAAUUCUUACCUAAUUUAGUGAAGAAGAGAGACUAUAAGGUAAGAAAGCAAAAUGUCAGCCACGAGGAUUAA